Molecule: messenger RNA, 1693 nt
Organism: Rhodamnia argentea
Lineage: Eukaryota; Viridiplantae; Streptophyta; Magnoliopsida; Myrtales; Myrtaceae
Product: BAHD acyltransferase DCR
Exons: 1
Coding region: 88-1476 (462 amino acids)
Source: RefSeq, a predicted model, not a curated record
AUCCCCUUCUCCCUCCGACCAAAUCCCAACACACAACCACCAAUAACGAAACCAACCGCCACACACCACUCCCCCAUAAUCACCAAAAUGCCAUCCUCCUCUCCAUCCCUCACCAUCAUCUCCAAAUCCACCGUCUACCCCUCCUCCGCCGCCGCCGCCAGUUCGCUGAAGCUCUCGGUCUCCGACCUCCCGAUGCUUUCCUGCCACUACAUCCAAAAGGGUGUCCUCCUCUCCGCCCCACCUCUCCUCAACUUCUCCGACCUCGUCCUCCUCUUUAAGCGGGCCCUCUCCCUUACCCUCUCCCACUUCCCCGCCCUCGCCGGCCGCCUCUCUACCGACCCUCUCGGCCACGUCCACAUUCUCUGCAACGACGCCGGAGUCGACUUCAUCGAGGCCAAGGCCAAGCACCUCACCGUCCGCGGCGUCCUCUCCCCCGACAGGGACGUACCGGAUUGCGUCAAGCAAUUCUUCGCCUUUGACCGGACCGUCAGCUACAACGGCCACUUCCUCCCACUGCUCGCCGUCCAGAUCACCGAGCUGGCCGACGGCGUCUUCGUCGGCUGCACUGUCAACCACGCCGUCACCGACGGUACCUCAUUCUGGCACUUCUUCAACGCGUUCGCCGAGGCCGCCCAGGGAUCGAAACGCCCGUCGAACUCCCCGGAUUUCCACCGCGAAAACGUGUUCAUCUCGCCGUCGGCGGUCCUCCGCCUCCCCUCAGGCGGCCCGGCCGCCACGUUCUCCCAGGACGAGCCCCUGCGCGAGCGGAUCUUCCACUUCAGCCGAGCCGCGAUCCUGAAGAUGAAGUUAGUUGCCAACAGCGCUGGCGUCUCCCCGGCGGUGGCCGAGAUCAUGGGGAAGCAGAGCAACGACGGCUUCAAGGCCGGGAACAACAAGGUAGCGCCGACGGAGAUAUCGUCGUUCCAGUCGCUUUGCGGGAAGCUGUGGCGGAGCGUCACGCGCGCGAGGAAACUGGCUCCAUCCAAGAUAACGACGUUCCGGAUGGCGGUCAACUGCCGUCACCGGCUCGAACCGCGGCUCGAGCCGUACUACUUCGGCAACGCGAUCCAGAGCAUCCCGACCGUCGCCUCCGCUGGAGAGCUGCUGUCCCACGACCUGGGGUGGUGCGCGGGGCUGUUGCACCGGAACGUCGUGGCACACGGCGAUGCGACGGUGCGGCGGGGCGUGGAGGGCUGGGAGAGGGAGCCGCGGCUGUUCCCGCUGGGGAACUUCGACGGGGCGUCGAUCACGAUGGGGAGCUCGCCGAGGUUCCCGAUGUACGAGAACGACUUCGGGUGGGGCCGGCCGUUGGCCGUGAGGAGCGGCAGGGCGAACAAGUUCGACGGGAAGAUCUCGGCGUUCCCCGGGCGGGAGGGCGGCGGAUCCGUCGAUCUCGAGGUGGUGCUGGCGCCGGAGACGAUGGCGGGGCUCGAGAAUGACGUGGAGUUCAUGCAGUAUGUGUCGUCCAUCGAGUGACUGAAAAAAUUAAAAAAAAAAAAAAAAGAGGAUAAAAACCGGGAAAACGAGUGACAUGGCUGCCAUCGGAAAACAUCAUUUGUGUGGACCCAACGUAGAUAUUAUUCCAGAUUUGAAAAUGGCACGUGUCAUAAUACUGGUGGUCGUUUGUAAUGGAUCAGAUGGUGACUCGAUCAGAAGAAUUCCAAGUGAUUUGAGAAACUUAUCUCAUCAUUUA